AUGAUAAAAAGGAAACUCCAAGACCUAGCUGUUUGCUGUUCUUAUCAAGUCGAUUUCCUGCACGAAAGAAAGCACUCAGUUAAAGAAUUCAAAAGACAAUAUGACGUGCUAGACGAAAUUGGGCGAGGUGGUUUUGGUAUUGUCUAUGAAGGUACCAGUAAACUUGAUAACGGAUCAGUCGCUGUCAAGUUUGUUCAACAUAAACAUGUACGAUCAUGGACUAUGACAUGUCGCCACUUGAUACCUUCAGAAGUUUGCCAUUUAGAAACAUGUCAAGACAUCAAAGGUGUUAUAAAACUUAUUGAUUGGUUUGCAAACUCGAAGGGAUUUUUGAUAGUAAUGGAGAAACCGGAAAACUCAAUGGACGUUUUUGACAUGUUAUCACAAUACGGGCCACUGGUAGAAGAGCUUGCCAAGUUUGUUUUUAGACAGGUAAUUACCAUUGUGAACGAUAUAUACGAAAAAUAUAACUUACUACAUCGUGAUAUAAAGGAUGAAAAUCUAAUAAUUAAUAUGACUACCGGAGAAGUAAAGCUUGUUGAUUUCGGCGCAGCUGCCUACGAAGAAAAAGCUUCCAAAAAGGAAUUUCAAGGAACGAGAUCGUAUUGUCCUCCUGAAUGGUUUCGGGAUAGACAAUAUUUACCACUUCAAGCUACAUCAUGGUCCUUAGGAGUUCUCUUAUUUAUUCUAUUGACUGAAUCGAAUCGAAUAAUUGAUAUAGCUGAAUUCGAAGAAGAGCAGGAAUUAAACGAUAUAGUACUUACCAGAAAAAGGGAUAGCAUGGUAAAUAAUAACAAGGACAUGGAAAGCAUAUGCACGAUGGCCACAGCGUGCGAAGAACUGUAUGGCGAAGAAGGCGAAAACGAAUUGAGAAAUGAACAAAGUAAGUUUUCUAAAGAGAAAACGUUAAUAAGAAGUGAAUCUCGAUACGAUAACAUUUCUUCGUCGUCAUUUUGUGAUUACGUUUCUUUGGCAUCAUCUUUCGAUGAUUUUGCGUCAACUUCAGACAUUUAUCAAUCGGCUUGCGAGAUUUUAUCUUCAAGUUCAACCCGAAGUCUUUCUGCUGUAACGAGCGCAUCGCUGUAUAAUCUUGCAAAAGUGAAAAAAAAGUCAAGCAUUUUCAAAUCAUUCGACAACGAAUUGGAUCCGGUUGAGGAACAUGAUUUCACAACGACUAGUUCGAUGCAGAACAACACUAUUAUGUGCGAGUCGACAUCUAGUAAUGACGACGUUACAAUUUGCGAAGAUAAAAAAAUUUCGGAAAUUGUUACACCAUCGCGAAAAUCUCGAGAACGCCCAUUACAGUUUGGAAAUUCUUCAAAAACGCUCGCCGUUUUCCAAGUUUCUCCAGCGGUUAAAUAA
Molecule: messenger RNA, 1362 nt
Organism: Caenorhabditis bovis
Lineage: Eukaryota; Metazoa; Nematoda; Chromadorea; Rhabditida; Rhabditidae
Source: the annotation of a GenBank genome assembly